Molecule: messenger RNA, 2693 nt
Organism: Xylaria bambusicola
Lineage: Eukaryota; Fungi; Ascomycota; Sordariomycetes; Xylariales; Xylariaceae
Exons: 1
Coding region: 63-2270 (735 amino acids)
Cellular component (GO): mitochondrion
Source: RefSeq, a predicted model, not a curated record
GGGGUUUUAACGGGAAACGUCACCGCGCCGCAGUUUUGCGCUGUAUUUCUCCAAAUUUUUGGAUGCUCACCAUCCAUUUGGUCUUCAACCGGAACGCACUUCUUUUUUCCCCUUGUAGAAGGACGAUGCACCGAGUCCGUACUUCAAGAUGGCUCAAUAAUGCCCUCAAUAUCUCGGAGAAAUCUACAAAACUAGAACUGCCCGUCUUUCUCUGCCCUUCUGUUCGACUGACGAGUCCUUAUCUCCCAAGAUCAAGUGCGCAAGUCUUGUCACCACUGCAACGUGCGCCGUCGACAACAUCAAGGCGUUGCUUGCAUAUACAGGCUGACCCGUCCACAACAAGUUCUCCUAUAUCCAACCAUCCAGCCGCUCUAUCCAUCCCGACCAGGUCACUCCCGAAACAAUGCAGAGGAUGUGGCGCCUUGUCACAAGCCUCUCACCCCAACCAGCCGGGCUACUUUGACUUGAGUCGCAAUGCCGUCAAGAAAUAUAUUGGCACUGAUGGAUCUUCUCAUCGCUCGCAGCUCGAAGACAGAGUUUUCGAAGAUGCGCUGAGGCAGCUAGACGCAAAGGAACUAGAAAAGCAGGGUGUUGAUAUACGAUCGCUAGCUCUCAGCCUCCCUCCUACCGACGCAACGCCGCAGGCUCCGCCAAAGAAGCCAUUAUGUGAUAGGUGUCACUACCUCCUACAUAACCACACCGGAGAGUCUAUCUACCAUCCAAACAUUGACUCCAUUCGCGACACACUGCUUGAGUCGCCGUAUAAAUACAACCACGUCUACCAUGUCCUCGAUGCUGCGGAUUUCCCAAUGUCCUUGUUGCCCAAGAUAUCGCAAUUUCUUGAUACUAUGCCAUUGCGCUCAAAGAAUCGGCGGUCAAGAGCUGGGCGGUUCUAUCAUGGCCAAAAGACGGAAAUGAGCUUCAUUGUUACUCGAAUAGAUCUACUAGCACCUACUAAGCCCCAGGUAGACACCCUCUUCGCAUAUUUACGAGAGGUGCUACGAGAUGCUCUAGGACGUGCUGGAGACAAUGUCCGGUUAGGUAACCUGAGAGCGGUUAGCGCAAAGAGGAGUUGGUGGACAAAAGAGUUGAAAGAAGACAUUUGGAAAAGAGGCGGAGGAAGCUGGAUGUUGGGUAAGGCCAACGUAGGAAAAAGUCAACUCUUCGAGGCUGUAUUUCCCAAGGGAAGGAUGGACUGGGACCCUUCGAAACACCAAAUCACGGUCGAUAUGGAAGCGAAAGCUGAAGAGGAGGACAGUGAAGCCGACACACUGUCACAAAACGAUGAACUAGCUCAAGAUGACCUUUUGGAUGAAUACUCCCUGUUGCCCCCGGCGCCUAAGGAAAUUCAAUACCCCGAGAUGCCUCUAGUUUCGGACCUCCCGGGUACUACAGCGUCGCCUAUACGAGUCCCCUUUGGUAAUGGUCGGGGCGAAUUAAUCGAUUUGCCUGGCCUGGAGAGAACUGGCCUAGAGCAGCAUGUUAGAAAAGAGCACCGCCUAUCAUUACUGAUGCAAUCUCGCAUUGUCCCGGAACAGAUGACACUGAAGCCGGGUCAAUCAUUGCUCCUCGGAGGAUUCAUUCGUAUAACUCCUCGCGAACCUGCCCCCAUCAUGUUGACAUACGCUUUUACACCUAUCACACCCCAUGUGUGCAGAACAGAUAAAGCCAUCAGUAUACAAAACCAGGCAGGUGAGUUCAACGUUGAGAACAUUGCUCUGCUUGAAACUGGAGACAAUACCAAGCUUGCUGGCUCUUAUGAGCUCAAGUGGGAUGUGACCAAGCAGCGAACGGGACCUUUAACAAGGAAGAGUGCUGUUGGCCUAGAUGUGGAACGUCUACCCUACCGUGUACUGUCAACCGACAUUCUGAUUGAGGGGGUCGGAUGGGUGGAGAUAGUUGCUCAAGUUCGCACAAAGGACUUAUUUGCGCCCAAAGCCCGGUCAGAUUCCGAACAACCAAUUGUGAAUACCGAGCCUAGCGAUGAGUUGUCAGGUAUGGAGCGGCUUGAAUCUAUAGCAGAGGACGCAGAAAAGCAGAAGCUGUCACGGCCCCCUCCCACGGACCAGGAGAAGGAGGGCGAGCCGAGCUGGCCCAUCGUGGAUGUCUACAGCCCAGAAGGGAAGUUCAUUUCCUGCCGUAAACCAAUGAACGGUUGGAUGUUGAACAAGCCGCGAGUCAUGGCUGCAUCACGCAGGUCUAGACCUAAGAAGAGCAUGAAAGGUGCAAAGAAACUCGAGAAGAAACUCCGGCGCGAGCGAGAAGCUUAAACUGAUGUCGAUGGAGUACCUGAUUCUGAUACAAAACCUACUCACCCACCAAGUAGAAUCUGUACAUGAUCAUGUAUGUAUAAACACUAUAAAAAGUAAAAAAAAAAAAAAAGAACCCUGCAUAAAUCAGGUGGUAGUGUUACCUGUGUAUGCUACUAGUACCUAGGAAGCCCGACUUAUGAAUGUCAAAAGGUUAAAGGUUGCAAUUUACUUUCUGAUUGCCUACGCCACCACGUGGACGCGGGAGCGAACCCAGUGCCUGGAUACCUGGGCUGGAGUCGGCAAUAUCCGACUGGGAUAUGGGCUGAUAAGGUUCGAUAAAGCGAGGGCACUGCGAGGGGCAAGGGAAUAAUUUACGGGCAUAAUAAGCAGGAUGGAUUGCUGGAGCUUAUUGCAGGAGAGCUAUAAUAAGGUGGACACGGA